Pararge aegeria (speckled wood butterfly) is the source of this 979-nucleotide messenger RNA. RefSeq names its product protein PFC0760c-like. Lineage: Eukaryota; Metazoa; Arthropoda; Insecta; Lepidoptera; Nymphalidae. Gene Ontology annotation, biological process: regulation of transcription by RNA polymerase II. Gene Ontology annotation, molecular function: DNA binding. The transcript is spliced from 2 exons. The coding region runs from base 105 to 941 and encodes 278 amino acids. Gene Ontology annotation, cellular component: nucleus; transcription regulator complex. The record is from RefSeq and is a predicted model, not a curated record.
UAUCGGAGAAAAUAGUCGCGCCAUUUGUUCCACGAGCCGGUAUAUUUACAAAACAUUACAGACGAUCUCUAAUAAAAUAAAGUAGUUUUAUUUUCAAUGGCAUAAUGUCACUGACUAAUGUUUUCUCCAACACAUCAGAUACCAAAACCAUAAUAAGAUUUGUGAAAGAAAUAGAAAGGCAUCCAUGUUUAUACGAUCGGAAAUCACCUAAAUACAUGGAUCGUGAGUUAAAAAGGAAAACCUGGAUUUACAUUGCUAAGAAAGCGAAUAGUACGGUUGCGGACUGCAAGGACAAAUGGACAAAAAUAAGGACAGCUUAUAUUAGAACUUUGAGGCCGAGUUAUAAUGCUGGUGUGCGUACCUUCAGCAGGCCAUACUAUUUGGCCAACUAUCUUAAAUUCAUACCAAGCGUUAAAAGAAAUAACACAUGCAAAAACCGACACUGUCCAUCAACAUCAGAAGAUAAACAUCACCAGAAGGAAGACACAAAUUAUAUAGAGACAAAUAAAGCAGAGGAGGAAGAAUCAGAAGAAUCUGAAGAUAAUAACAGUAGUCCAGAUGAGGAUUCUCAACAUCAGGUGCUUAUGGAUAAUGAUAACAACAACAGUACUGAAGACAACGAUGAUGAUGAUGAUGAUGAUGAUAGUGGUGGUGAUAAUGACGAUGAUGAUGGAAUUACAGGUUAUAAUAAUAUAGUAAUUGAUAAGAAGGAAACCGCCAAGAACGAAAUAAAUAAAAGUACAGUUAAAGACGCUAUAAAUAGAAAUGAAAGUAGCGGAAAAACUACAACGCGUAUGCCUUGCAGUGAAAAUAUUGAAAGCAACCCUAGAAAAAUGUUCCUUUUCAGUCUACUGCCUGAUAUUGAAGAUUUAAAUGAACAGCAAAUGAGACGUUUUAGAAGGGAGGUUAUAAAAUUAAUCGAUAAUGUUAUGUAUAAUUAAUUUUUCGACUUACCUUAUCUACCAUAAUAAUAUGUAUA